Brassica napus (rape) is the source of this 2578-nucleotide messenger RNA. RefSeq names its product dentin sialophosphoprotein. Bases 1 to 2334 code for a protein of 777 amino acids. Lineage: Eukaryota; Viridiplantae; Streptophyta; Magnoliopsida; Brassicales; Brassicaceae. The record is from RefSeq and is a predicted model, not a curated record. The transcript has a single exon.
AUGUUUAGAUCAUCGCCAAGAAGAGGACAGAGAUCAAAGGGGUUCAAGGUGAAGCACUGUGUGCAGCUGACUCUGUUGAUUGGUGUUGGGAUAUGGUUGCUUUAUCAAGUGAAGCAUUCUCAUGAGAAGAAAGCUUUGUUUGAGACGAGCGCAAAGGCUGUUGUUGGUGGUGAGAAAGCUGUGAAGCUUGGGAGGAAAGAUCUUAACCCGGGCGUUGUCGUUGAGGAUGAAGCUGUGAAUGUUGAUAGGGGUUUUAAUGAUAGAGAGAUUGAGACAAGAGAUGAUAAGAGCGAUGAAGUUGUGGAGGGAGGAGGUGAUGAGAAUAAUGAGAAGGAGAGUGAAGAAAGCAGCGAGGUUGAGGCUAAGAAUGACAAUGGUACCGGUACAGAAGAAAGUGAGGAGAGUAAAGAGAAGACAGAAAAUGGAACUGGUUCAGAAGAAAGCGAGACUGAGGAGAAGAAAGACAAUGCCAAUACAGAAGAGAAUGAGAUUGAGGAGAAUAAGGACAAUGGUGGUGGUACAGAAGAAAGUGAAGAGAAGAGUGGUACUACAGAAGAAAGUGAAACUGAGGAGAAGAAAGACAAUGGUGGUACAGAAGAGAGGGAGAUUGAGGAGAAGAAAGACAAUGGGGGUAGUGAAGAGAAUGAGGAGAGCAAAGAGAAGGGUGGUGGAGAAGAGAAAAUAGAGGAAGUGAGUGAUGAGAAUGAAGGGAAGGAGAAGAAGGAUAGUGAAGAAGCAAGAGAGAAUAAUUACAAAGGAGAUGAUGCUUCUAGUGAGGUGGUUCAUGAGAAGGCAGAUGAGAAGGUGCAAGUGGAGGAAGACAAGACCGGAGAACCGGAAGACACUGUUAUCAAGAGUGUUUUGCCGUCUGAUAAUGAGGGAAGCAGCAGUGAUGAGAAGAACACUGGUAAUGAUUCGGAUUCCUCUAGUGAGAUUAAAUCUGAGGGUGAAUCCAUGGAGAAGAAUGAGAGGGUGGAGAAGGAAGGGUUUAAUGAUUCUAAUGGCGACCUGACUGAGUCCAAAGAAUCUUCUAGGAAGGAGGAUGGGUCAGGGUCUAGUGUGAAGACAGAUGAGAAAGAGAAAGUAGAAUCUUCUGAAGUCUCAUCUCAAGACAAGGAAACGGAGACAAAGGAGAAAGAUGAGUCUUUGUCCCAAGAGGAACUUAAAGAUAGAGUAGCUGAAACUAAGGAGAAAGAAGAAUCUUUGUCCCAAGAGGAAAUUAAAAAUAGAUUAGCUGAGACUAAGGAGAAAGAUGAGUCUGAGGAAACUAAAGACAAAGAGACGGAGGAGACAAAGGAGAAAGAAGAGUCUUCUUCUCAAGAGGAAACUAAAGAUGGAGAAACCGAGACCAAAGCUAAGGAAGAGUCUUCGUCUCAAGAGGAAACUAAAGAUGGAGAAACUGAGACAAAGGAGAAAGUAGAAGAGUCUUUGUCUCAACAGGAACCUAAAGACAAGGAAAUUGAGACAAAGGAGAAAGUAGAAGAGUCUAAAGAUGGAGAAACUGAGACAAAGGAGAAGGAAGAUUCUUCGUCUCAAGGUGAAUCUAAAGAUGGAGAAACUGAGACAAAGGAGAAGGAAGAGUCUUCUUCUCAAGAGGAAUCUAAAGACAAGGAAGCUGAGACAAAGGAGAAAGUAGAAGAGUCUUCGUCCCAAGAGAAAAGUGAUGAAGACAAGGGAAGUGAAAAAGUUGAGAAAGAAGAGGAGUCUUCGUCCCAAGAGGAAAGUAAAGACAAAGAAACUGAGACAAAAGCGAAAGAAGAAGAGUCUUUGUCCCAAGAGAAGAAGGAAGACAAUGAAACCGAGAAAACUGUGAAGGAGGAUGAAUCUUCUUCUCGAGAGGAAACCAAAGACAAGGAUUCUGAAACAAAGUUGAAAGAAGAGUCUUCUUCCCAAGAGGAAACUGAGACAAAGGAGAAAGAAGAUCCUUCUUCUCAAGAUGAAACCAAAGAGAAAGAAGUGGAGACAAAGGAGAAAGAAGAAGAGUCUUCAACCAACAAUGAUUCACAGGGAAAUGAAAGUACCGAGAGUGAGAAGAAGGAAGCAGUUGAGGAAAUAGAGAAGAAGAAGACUGAGGAAGACACGAGUGAAUCUAGCACAGAAAAUAGCAAUACUGAGACUGAACAAAAGCAACCAGAGGAGGAUACUACACAAAAAGAGACAGAGAAAGAGGAAAGCAACAAGAAUGGUGGUGAGACAGAGGUGGUGGUGACUGAGAACGAUCAGCAACAUUCUGACAAUAGUCUUCCUCAAGAAGUAAAAGAUGUUCGUACUGAUCUUGAAACUCUUCCAGAUUCUGGUAAUGGAGGAAACAGUGAUAACGUUGCUGCUGAGUAGAUCAAAAUCUCUCUCAUUGAUAUGUUGUUUAGUAGAGAUUUUUGAAUUUGUGUCAUGUAAUCUGUUGUAACCUUUCUUUUACACAUGGGCUGUAGUCACAUUUAUUUUAUUGUUUUCUAAGUUGUCUUUAGAAUCAAAUUCUUGAGACUUCAUUAUCAAUGGGGAUUAAACGUUUUUGUUGUAAGAAGAAUUUGUUGGAUCUUUGUUUUGUGUCUAUGGCCAAGUCAGUCUAUGGUGUUGUCUU